Molecule: messenger RNA, 1827 nt
Organism: Aspergillus terreus NIH2624
Lineage: Eukaryota; Fungi; Ascomycota; Eurotiomycetes; Eurotiales; Aspergillaceae
Gene: hem14
Product: oxygen-dependent protoporphyrinogen oxidase
Exons: 3
Coding region: 1-1827 (608 amino acids)
Biological process (GO): heme biosynthetic process
Cellular component (GO): mitochondrial inner membrane
Molecular function (GO): protoporphyrinogen oxidase activity, oxygen as acceptor
Source: RefSeq, a predicted model, not a curated record
AUGCGGUUACCAUGUGCUCCUCAUCGUGCAUUUAGGGCACUGCGGACGCCGUCGGCAUUGGAUCUGCAUGGUUCUCGACGCUGGCAGCACAAUGCAACAUACGACGCCGCAGUUCUCGGCGCGGGAAUCACCGGUCUGACCGCCGCCUACCGGUUAUCGCGCGACCCCAAGUGUUCUCGAGUCACAUUAUACGAGAAGACAAGCGAAGUCGGAGGAUGGAUCAAGUCAGAUGUUCGGGAUGCAAACGGAGGGAAGGUCGUCUUUGAGGAGGGUCCGCGGACUUUGCGGACUGCGAUCCCGACGUGUCUGCCGCUCUUGGACUUGAUAUUCGAUCUAGGACUAGAAAAUGACAUUCUGAUGACCGAGAAGUCUGCCCCCGCAGCUCUCAAUCGCUACAUCUACUACCCCGACCAUCUCGUUCGCAUGCCGUCUCCCAAUCCUAACCUGAGCGUUGCGCAGAAUGUCACUUCGAUAUUAAGUACCAUACUACGAGAACCGGUGUUUGAGUCGUUCAUCUCGGGAGUUCUGCUCGACCCUGUCAGGCCGCCCUCCCCGCCCUAUGUGCUGGAUGAGUCGGUUGCGGAGUUCGUGUCGCGACGUUUCUCACCGCGCGUCGCCGAGAACCUGGUUUCUGCUCUGUACCAUGGGAUCUAUGCCGGUGAUAUCAACCAGCUGAGCGCGCAAGCGCUGCUGGGGAGGUUCCGGAACCUGGAAUUUUCGGGGCGUGGCGUGAUCGGCGGCAUGAUUGACCAGACAACAUCCGGAAUCAAGUCCAUGUUCACGGACGAUCUCCUUGCCCUGGAAGCAAUUGGAAGUGAUCGGUUUGUCUCGAUUGAUAGCUCCGGGUCGUACUUGAAGAGUCUCUCGUCUCUAGUGAAGAAGGCGAGUGUGAUCACAUUCAAGGAGGGCAUGUCUGAGCUCCCCAAUGCAUUGAAUAAGGCGCUGUGCAGUUCAGACAAUGUUCAGGUCCUUAAUAAUACCAAUAUCAAGGCGAUCACACGGGAUACAGACACCUCAGAUAUCACUAUCCAUGCGACAACGGGCGAGGGCGAGACCGUCUCUCGAACACACAAUCGCGUGAUUUCUACAAUCGCACCCCCCGCGCUGGGACAAGCCCUCAAUACACGCGUCAAUUCGAACCAAAUGCUGCCGGAGGCUUCCAUCCGACAUCUUCUCCACGGCCAUAGUUCCGUGAGCGUGAACGUCGUGAACCUGUGGUACGACAACCCGGAUCUCCUUCCCAUAGCCGGGUUCGGCUACCUUAUCCCUCAAUCCAUUCCGUUUGAGCAAAAUCCCGAGCGGGCCUUGGGAGUGAUUUUCGGUUCCGAUUCCAGCCCCGGCCAGGACACCGUGCCUGGCACCAAGCUGACCGUCAUGAUGGGCGGUCACUGGUGGGACGGCUGGACGGAGGCGGACCGGCCUGAUGAGAAAGCCUCCAUUGACAUGGCGUGCUCUGUGCUCAAUAGACACCUGGGUAUCACCGAGACCCCUAAACUCGUGGCCUGCACUCGGGCGCAGGACGCUAUCCCCCAGUACACGGUGGGCCAUUUGCAGCGCGUGCGAGUGCUCUCGGACUCUGUCCGGCAUGAGUUCAAUAACCGGCUCACGCUGGCUGGAGCCUGGUACAAUGGUGUCGGGGUGGUUGAUUGUGUGCGGCAGGGAUACAUGGCUGCCUCGUAUGGUGUCGGUGCUCUCCGCGUGCCCCGGGGCGAUGGCGAUCGGCCGUGGAGGAAGUUCGACUACCAGAAUUGGAUUUUGGAGGGCGGAAUACCCACGUCGCCCAUCCCGCAUAUCGAUGUCUAUGGAUCUGAACGGAGGCAUUUUUAG